Messenger RNA from Lotus japonicus, 465 nucleotides. Its product is annotated as agamous-like MADS-box protein AGL80. NCBI's taxonomy places the organism in Eukaryota, Viridiplantae, Streptophyta, Magnoliopsida, Fabales, Fabaceae. The transcript has a single exon. Bases 1 to 465 code for a protein of 154 amino acids. Gene Ontology annotation, biological process: regulation of transcription by RNA polymerase II. The record is from RefSeq and is a predicted model, not a curated record. Gene Ontology annotation, molecular function: DNA-binding transcription factor activity, RNA polymerase II-specific; protein dimerization activity; RNA polymerase II cis-regulatory region sequence-specific DNA binding.
AUGACUAGGAAGAAGGUGAAACUUGCCUAUAUCUCUGAUGACACGGCAAGAAAAGCAACCUUCAAGAAAAGGAAGAAGGGUAUCAUAAAAAAGGCGAGUGAACUCACCAUUCUUUGUGGGAUUCCUGCAUGUGCUAUAAUUUCAAAUCCUUUUGAUACUCAAGCUGAAGUUUGGCCAAACCCAGAAGUAGCCAAGCAAUUGAUUGACAGGUAUCAGAAUGCAUCUGUGAUAGAUGAGAGCAAGAAUGUAAACCAAGAGAGCUUUAUCAUGCAGAGAAUUGCCAAAGCUAAGGACCAUCUAAAAAAGCUGCGUAAGGAGAACCGUGAGAAGGAGUUGACCAUAAAAAUGUUCAAAUAUACGAAGGAACAAAACUUUCCAGACAACGUAACUGUUGAAGAAGUGAAAGAAAUCAAUGAGUUGGUCGUGAAAAAACAGAACGAGAUUGAAAAAACAGAACGAGAUUGA